Exophiala bonariae is the source of this 1233-nucleotide messenger RNA. RefSeq lists its product as uncharacterized. The coding region runs from base 1 to 1233 and encodes 410 amino acids. Gene Ontology annotation, molecular function: oxidoreductase activity, acting on paired donors, with incorporation or reduction of molecular oxygen; monooxygenase activity; heme binding. The transcript has 6 exons. The record is from RefSeq and is a predicted model, not a curated record. NCBI's taxonomy places the organism in Eukaryota, Fungi, Ascomycota, Eurotiomycetes, Chaetothyriales, Herpotrichiellaceae.
AUGGCGACCAAAUCUGCGAGCGUCAAGACAACCUCACCGCCAGACUUCCCCUUCGCACGUCCCUCCGGCGCAGAGCCUGCUAUUGAAUAUGCAAAGCUGAGAGAAGAACAACCGAUCUCACGUGUCAAGCUAUGGGAUGGCAGCGAGCCGUAUCUUGUCGUCAAUCACAAAGACAUCACGCAAGUUCUGACGGACAGUCGGUUGUCAAAGCAACGUCAGCGGGCCGGGUUCCCUGAGAUGACUCCAGGAGGCAAAGAAGCGGCGAAGAAUAAGCCGACUUUUGUCGAUAUGGACCCACCGGACCAUGAAAGGCAAAGAAGCAUGGUAGAGUCAUAUUUCAGUAAGACCAGUGUCGACGCUAUGAGACCGAAAAUUCAGAAGACCGUCGAUACACUUCUAGAUCAGAUUGCGGCGAAGGGCUCCGGCGCCCCUUUAGACCUGGUCGAGAAGUUUUCUUUGCCAGUUCCUUCAUUCAUCAUCUACGGUAUUCUUGGCGUGCCUCUUCACGAUCUGGAUUUCCUGACACAACAAGCCGCAAUUCGUUCCAAUGGCUCAGCAACCGCCACCGAAGCCUCCCAGGCGAACUCAGUUCUUCUUGACUAUCUUGCAUCAUUGGUAGACAAGCGCGUCCAGCAUCCAGAGGAGGACUUGAUCGGCACAUUGGUGAAGGAACAGGUCAAGCCCGGCCACAUCACGAAGGACGACGCCGUCCAAAUCGCAUUCCUUCUCCUGGUAGCCGGCAAUGCGACCAUGGUAAACAUGAUCAACCUUGGAGUUGUCACUUUACUGCAGCACCCAAAGCAACUGCAAGACCUGAAGAGCGACCCCAGCCUUGCACGAAAGUUCGUGGAGGAGCUAUGUCGCUUCCACCAAGGUUCAGCGAUGGCGACGCGGCGCGUGGCGACUUGUGAUGUCACAUACGGCGGAAAGGUCAUCAAAGCUGGCGAAGGCAUCAUAGCAGCAUGCCAGUCUGGGAAUCGCGAUAGUGCCGUCUUUCCUAAACCGGACGAGUUCAACCUCCAUCGAACAUUCGACCCCAAGGACUCUCUUGGUUUCGGAUACGGGGCGCAUCGCUGCAUUGCCGAGGAACUUGCGAAGACCGAGUUAGAAAUUGUGUUUGCAACAUUGUUCCAGAAGCUGCCGAAUCUGACUCUGGCGAUCCCACUCGACGAGGUGGAAUACUCGCCGCCCACGAAGGACAUUGGGAUCGCACAGCUUCCAGUCAUCUUCUAG